CACGAAUUUUAAUCCCCUUAUCCUUGGUUUCCUCUCACUGGUUCUCCUCUUAUCCUCCUCAAUUCUGCUACAAUGGCUUCUACAUUAUCCACAGUUACCCUUCGUUCUCCUUCUCCCAUUUCUCCCUCUACCGCUAACUCCACGUACGCUUCAAUUUCUUUUCCCACCAAAACCCUAGAACUUCCCAUUCGCACUUCCAAACUCCACCACCGCCGAGCCACUUUCGUCCGUCCUCUCGCCGCCGUCGAAGCACCGGAAAAGGUCGUCCAGCUCGGAGAUGAAAUAUCCACUCUAACCCUCGCCGACGCCCAGAAACUCGUCGAGUACCUUCAGGAUAAGCUUGGAGUUUCAGCCGCAUCCUUCGCUCCCGCUGCCGUCGUCGCCGCCCCUGGUGGAGCAGCCGCAGAUGCUCCAGCUGUGGUUGAGGAGAAGACGGAAUUUGACGUAGUCAUCGAUGAAGUGCCGAGUAAUGCUAGAAUUGCGACUAUUAAGGCUGUUAGGGCUUUAACAAGUUUGGCUUUGAAAGAGGCUAAGGAAUUGAUUGAAGGAUUGCCUAAGAAAUUCAAGGAGGGGGUUUCCAAGGAUGAGGCUGAAGAAGCUAAGAAACAGCUCGAAGAAGCUGGUGCUAAAGUUUCUAUUGCUUGAAUAAAUUUGUGGUAAAUGUUCAUUCUUAUUUGAUUUUGAUUAUCUGGGCAAAUUACUGUAAGUUUUUGCAAGAGAAUUCAGUUGUUAGAUAGUUGUACCCAAUUUUCUAAAAUCAAUAUUUUCACCCCUUUUGCUUA
Solanum dulcamara is the source of this 782-nucleotide messenger RNA. Its product is annotated as 50S ribosomal protein L12, chloroplastic-like. The coding region runs from base 73 to 645 and encodes 190 amino acids. The transcript has a single exon. The record is from RefSeq and is a predicted model, not a curated record. Gene Ontology annotation, cellular component: ribosome. Gene Ontology annotation, molecular function: structural constituent of ribosome. Lineage: Eukaryota; Viridiplantae; Streptophyta; Magnoliopsida; Solanales; Solanaceae. Gene Ontology annotation, biological process: translation.